Molecule: messenger RNA, 4883 nt
Organism: Malaclemys terrapin pileata
Lineage: Eukaryota; Metazoa; Chordata; Testudines; Emydidae
Product: atypical chemokine receptor 2-like
Exons: 1
Coding region: 365-1423 (352 amino acids)
Biological process (GO): inflammatory response; chemotaxis; G protein-coupled receptor signaling pathway
Cellular component (GO): membrane
Molecular function (GO): C-C chemokine receptor activity
Source: RefSeq, a predicted model, not a curated record
CUGACCUGAGAGCUCCACUCCAAACAGGCAAGAGUAUAGUUUUGUCUCCAGGGCUGUUGAAUUUGACACCCCGUGUAGAGACCGGUGAUGUAGCCGUCUCCACCAGGGACUGGUCUGGGGCCACCAAACAUACGACAUUAAAGAGCUGGCAGAGGGUCAGUCACUGUCAACCUGGGCCGGAUUCAAAACUAUGAAGUGGAGGUAGAAAUCUCCAUAUUAAAUUACUUAGCAUGCAAACCUCACUUUUCGUAUGUAGAUCAAAAUGUCUUUUGAAAUGCACUAUUGGUCCUCUUUACUUUUUUAUUGCAGAAUGUAACAGAAGGGUCUCUUGAAAAGUUUACCACCAAGGGUGGCAACAGUUCCAAUGUCUGCCAUGCCGCAUACCACAGAUAACCCAGCCAACCUGAGUGACUACGAGUACCAAUUCUUAGACGAGGAGGAUUACAUCCAGGGAGUGCUUUGCACAAAGGAAAAUGUCAAGGCGUUUGGCAAGGUGUUCCUGCCAGUGCUUUAUACAAUAGUGAUUCUGCUUGGAUUGGCCGGGAACUGUCUACUCUUUGCCAUCUUGAUCAAAUAUACCAAGAACAAGAAGAUGACCGAGGUGUAUCUGCUGAAUCUGACCAUUUCAGACCUUCUUUUUGUGGUAACCCUUCCCUUCUGGGCCACAUACGCAGCUUCUCAGUGGGUGUUUGGGAAUGCCUUCUGCAAGAUCAUAAGUGUCAUCUACACCACCAACUUCUACAGUGGCAUCUUCUUCGUCAGCUGCAUGAGUCUGGACAAAUACCUGGAGAUUGUUCAUGCUUGGUCCAAUAAAAACUUAAGGGCCCCAAGAAAGAGCUUCCUUGUCUCUUCAGUGGUGUGGGUUAUUUCCAUAGUGCUGUCUAUUCCUGACUUUAUCUUCAUGGAGGUGCAGGAUCUCCACAAUGGGAGACGAGUUUGCUACCCCGACUAUGGCCUGCACAACUCCAUCUGGCGGCUUCUCUUUCAAUUUCAGCAGAUCCUGCUAGGCUUCUUCCUUCCAUUCCUUUGCAUGGUGUUCUUCUACUCCCGCGUAGCUUGUGUUCUCACUACAUUAAUGUCUCCUAGCAAGAAGAGAGCUCUCCGCCUGGUCGUUAUUUUGGUGGUAGUUUUCUUUGUGCUGUGGUUUCCAUACAACGUUACCCUCUUUCUGCAUUUGUUGCAAAACCUGCAUGUGAUUAAGGGUUGUGAAACUAGCAAGCACUUGGACUAUGCUAUGCAAGUGACUGAGAGCCUUGCCUUUAUUCAUUGUUGCCUCAACCCCGUGCUGUACGCUUUUGUGAACAAACGGUUCAGGUUACACUUAAAGAAGAGUUUUGGGGCCAUCUUCAGGAGGCAGGAUAUUAGUCGUUCUUCUAGUAGGUGCACUGACAACGUAGAAAUGAAAAGCAUUACGAAUGUGUAAUGAAUAUUUAGAGAAUUUCGUUGCUAUACAUGUUUGAUUUAUCACAUAUUGUAUUGUUUCCGGCAAUGGAGUGAUGUAUGGAUAAGCAGUUGGAGCAUAGACCUGGGAAUCACAAAAGGCCAAGUAUUAAUCCCAGCUCUAGCAUUGACUCCCUCAGUCAUUUCGGGCAAAUCACAACCUGCCUCUGACUGAGCUUCCCAAUUUGCAAACUCAUGGGGAUGGUAAUAAUUUAGGCCUGAAAUUAGACGAAGGUUUCUGACCGUCAGGGGGGUGAAAUAUUGGAACAGCCUUCCGAGGGAAACGGUGGGGGCGAAGGACCUGUCUGGUUUUAAAAUUAAGCUAGAUAAGUUUAUGGAGGGAAUGGUCUAAUGGGAUAACAUGAUAUUAGUCACAGGAACAGCGUGCCAUCGCUGGUAAAUAGUAUAAUGGCUAAUAAGGGUAAGGCUGGAGAAUCUUGCCUACGUGCUCGGGGUUUUACUGAUCGCCAUAUUUGGGGUCGGGAAGGAAUUUUCCUCCAGGGUAGAUUGGCAGAGGCCCUGGAGGUUUUUCGCCUUCCUCCGCAGCAUGGGGCAGGGAUCGCUAGCUGGAGGAUUCUCUGCUAAUUGAAGUCUCUAAACCACAGGAUUUGGGGACUUCAACAGCAGGGUAAGGGUAGUGACGGCUUUGUGGCCUGCAUCAUGCAGGAGGUCAGACCAGAUGAUCAUAAUGGUCCCUUCUGACCUUAAAGUCUAUGAGUCUAAUUUGUUGGGAGGAUUUUUCUAGAAUGGUGUAAAUAUGGAGUAAUCCCUGGGAAGUUGGGAGUCAUUUUUCAUUUACACCGGUGUGUCUGAGAGCAGAAUCUGUUCCUGUCAUCAGUCACAAUGAGGUUACUCCAGCAGAGUGGAAUUUGGCCCUGCAACUAGAGUUACAAAGGGAUUAUUCUGGAUUAAUACUGGUGUAACUGGCAGCUAAAAUUUGCCUGAUGUUUGUAAAGCAUGUGGGCCCAGAUCCGGACCUCCAGAGUAUUUGGGCUCCUAACUCCUAUUGAAAUCAAAAUCCCCUAAAUACCUCGGAGAAUCUGGACUGUGGCACAAACUGAAUGUGUGAGGCAGAGUGGCCUCCCUCCGUGCUUGACAGGGAGGAAACACUCCACACCUCCUGACUGGGCAGAACCAAGCCAGCCCCGUCCCUGUGCUGGAAGUGGAGGGACAGGACAGGAAGUAUAAGAGGAAGGCCUUCCAUCUCAGUUGGGCUGGAGCCAGACGUCUCUACCUCGCUGAGGAACUCUGGACCAGAGACCGAGCUGUGCAGUGCUCCAGGAAGAGACCAGAUGAGGAGAGGAGUUGCAUGGGACCACUGUCCACUAUUUACCCCGAGGAGACUGAAGACCUAUGGAUGAUGGAGCCACACCAAGGAAGGGUGGUCAGAAGUAGCCAAGGGGAACCAGACAUUAGUCUGGCUGUGUGGCCAGUAAACGAGUCAGCAUGUUUCAGUGACUUCCCUGCUGACCCAGUGGUGGGACCAUCCACCACUGUUAGGGCCCUGGACUGGGACCUGGUGGAGUAGGGGGGCCCGGGUCCUCCUACCCCCUGCCACCAACCCCACCCCUGAGGUGUGGGCCUACUCACCCCAGGCCAGAAGGCCUGUGCCUUGCCUGUGGCCUGUUGCUCUGCCCUGCCCAGAGGACUAGAGCCCCAGACUAUGUUUACUGUCUGCUCCAGCUCGAAGAAUGUAGCGAAAGACUGCUCCUUGCUCUCCCCGCCCAGAGGGUCAAGGCAAUAGAUUGUAGAUUGCUGCUUGCUUCAGCAAGGAGGCUGGGCAAUAAAUAGACUGUGUGCCGUUCUGUCCUGACCAGAGGGCCAGAGCCCUAUCCUUCUUAAUGACUGCUUUCUGUGUGACGUAGUGAGGUAGAGUGGCCUCCCUCCAAGCCUGACAGGGAGGGACAACCACAGAACCACCGCAAUGAGAAAACUGGGUUCUAAGUAUUAUCAGUGAUGGCGUACACAAACACAUACACACGGAGAGAUCUGGAUUACGUACAAUUUAGAUGUCAGAUAUAGUGAAACCUGGUGUAAUGGGCUGUCAACCCCAUUCUGCACAAGAGUGGAAGUGGUUAAUGGAGGCCAGAUGGGCUAGUUAAUCUAGUAGAUUGAACGCCAAAAGGAAAGCCCAGAUUAGCGGAACAGGCUUAUCUGUGAAGGAACAGGCGGGGCCUGUAUAAAGCCAGGUCGCUGUCUAUAGAUGGGUGGUGGUUGCUGGGACAGUUCUGCUGGGAAGUAGGCUGCAGUCAUUCUCUGAGUGGAGGGAGUUGGGAGGCUGGGAAACCCAGAGAUGGGAGAAGCCAGAUAAGUAGGAAGAAUCCCAGGGAAACAGCAGCAAGAGGUAGGACUGUAAGGGACCGUGGUUGCUUGUUAUAGAGUCCCUGAGCUGGAACCGAGUGUAGAGGGUGGACCUGGGUUCCCCUAGCAGCCACUGGGGAGUGGAAAGGACAUUGGAGACGCCAGCUAGCCAGUGGGUCUGGAAGGACUUUGAAUUCCCUGGAAGGGGAGGAUCUUAGUGACCCGGCCGCAAGGCCAAGCCACCAAGAGGAGACUGCAGUCCCUGGAGUGCGAGGUGUAGAGCUGAAGAAUGAAAUUGUUUCUUUUCUUUAAUUACUAUUAUUAAUAUGACUUUAUUUUGUGAACAAACAGAACUUCACUGUUUUAACAUUGUAACUCCUGUUUGCCUCCCAGCAUUGUAAACUGUUCAUUACACUUGUUUUAAUAAGACUCCAUAUUGUAACUAAAACUCCAUUUUGAAAUGCUUACUCCAUUUUGCAAAACCCCGUUGUAACCUUAUUAACUUAGUUCAAAUGUGUGAAUGAGGUACGCAUGGAUAAUGGAAUCAACCUCCAGCCCCGGCCUGUCCUGAUAAAGUUAAGUGCAAACACCAAGGGCUGAAGACAACAGCCCUGACAAAGUGAGAAGAGUCCACCCCAAAAGAAAAGAACAAAGGUGCAAUUGAAACAAGAUCAAAGUCAGGUCCGAGGCUGAAAGUCACGUCUGCAAUUGACGGGUUAUCAAUCACACCGAACCCAGAGGCAGCGUGACACAGCAAGACCUAUCAACUCUUGAUUCAAACGAAAAGCCUAUAAAAAAGAUGGGUAAGAUGGAAGACUUUGGGUAAUGUUCUGCUGCCAACAUCGAGGGGCAUCGGUGCGUGCCUGACAGAGACCCAGCCCUUCCUCGUGCCCGGCUUUCCUGGCCAGUUAGCCGCCACGAGCUACGAACCCAAGCUGCGAAAUCAAGCCAUGGACUCAAGCUACGUUCAGGACUGGUAACUCCCGCAGCUGCAGAACAUUUGAUGUGUGUGUAUAGGUAUUAGGUAUUAGCUAUUGGUUAUAGAUCAAAUUGUAUUAGCAUAAUAAACGUGGCAUCUUGCCUUAUCCCCUGAAACGAUCCUGUAUAGUUUUAGCUGUAUAACAGAGGGGCCACAGGGCGAG